AUGAUUGUGAGUAGGAUUCUUAUUAGAUCAUUCAAACAAAAAUAUUCUCAUAUUUGUCGAACACUUUGUUCAGCUCAAAAAUCAAAUGCAACCACACAUACAGAAAAAACAUAUCCAAUCUCAGGUACUCGUACUGUAUUUAAUGGUAUUAAUUCUCAAACAAUGUUUGCUCCACAAACUGCACUUAUACCAGAACUUACUCCUGGAGAAAUUCUUGUUAAAGUUCGUUUAGCAUCAAUCUGUAUGAGUGAUGUACAUACGAUUAGAGGUCAACGUAUUGAACCGACACCCAGUGUUCUCGGUCAUGAAGCUAUUGUUGAAGUUGUCACUCAUCGUCGACCUGAAAGUGAUUUAGCUGUAGGGGAUCGUUUAACAUUUUCAAUUGCAGAUUCUUGUGGUCAAUGUGAAUUUUGUUUAACUGGACUCAAUCAAAAAUGUAUUAAAUUAUUUAAAUAUGGUCAUGCGAAAUUAAGUGAUGGUUCUGGAUAUAAUGGCUGUUAUGCUACACAUAUUAUUCUUCGACGUGGUACUCAUGUUGUUAAAAUACCUGAAAUUAUAUCAGAUCGAUGUGCAGCACCAAUUAAUUGUUCAUUAGCAACGGCAAUGUGUGCUAUGGAAUAUGUGCCGAAAGCAAAAAAUGGACGUGCUUUUGUUCAGGGUGAUGGAAUGCUUGGUUUGUAUACAUGUGCAGCACUUCGUGAACAUGGUUUUGAAAGAGUUUAUUGUUCUGGAACUCGUUUACAACGUUCAAAAUUCAUAGAACAUUUCGGUGGUAUUCCACUCUAUAAUGCUAGGCGAAACGAAAUACUUGAAGAAGAAACAAACAAGAUUGAUGUUGUUGUUGAAGUAUGUGGAGUAUCAAAUGUUGUCAAUGAUGGUUUACGAUUAUUGAAACCUGGUGGAGUAUAUCUUUUUGUUGGUAUGGUUCAUCCUCAUUCACAAUUGAAUAUAACCGGAGAACAAAUUAUUCGUAAAUGUUUAACUAUCAAAGGUAUUCAUAAUUAUGCUCCACGUCAUCUUGAUCAAGCUGUUCAAUUUCUAGAGAAAACAUUUAAAAAAUAUCCUUAUGAAGAAUUAAUCGGACCAACUUAUGAUUUAUCUGAUUUAUCACAAGCUAUGCAAAUUUCUAUUGAAAAACGUUAUGGUCGAGUUUUAGUUAAGCCAAAUGUGCUAACAUCAUAA
This is a messenger RNA of Rotaria sordida, 1182 nucleotides long. The record is from the annotation of a GenBank genome assembly. Lineage: Eukaryota; Metazoa; Rotifera; Eurotatoria; Philodinida; Philodinidae.